CCUCUAUGGGGUUAUAGAUAGUGUUUGAGUGAAAUGGAGUUUUUUUUCUCAGAAAUUUUUGAAAAUUUAUAUUUUUCUUGCAGUUUGGAGUUGAGAAGUAACCUCUCCAGCUAAAUUUUUGUGUUAUCUUAAAACUUGAAAGUUUUAAAUGCUGAAUAAAUUUGCUCAAAUGCUGAGCGAUUUUUUAUUUUAAAAGGGAUCUUGCUUGUCAAAAAUUAAGGUUGGAGAAAUCAUCUUUCAAAUUUGUAACAAUUUAUUGGUAAAUAUUUUACUAUUGCUCCAACAAGUUAUUAUAUCUCCUAUGUUUUAUGAGUGUACAUUAUCAAUAUGAAAGAGAAGAAGAGUGCAAAGUUAGAAUAGAUUACCCUCUCCUAAAAGAUUGUAAAUCAUUGAUCAUCAUCGAUAAAUCUGAUGCUUCGAAAUUUAUCUCUUGAAGCUAAUUUAUUGGUCCUCUUUAAGCCUGAUAAAUGUCUAAAAUAUGCAAAAAUAUGUUCUUGAUUUAUUUUCAUAAGUCACUAAUAAUUUAGCCUCGAGAUGUCUCUUUUGAUACAAACUAGAGAGAUCAAUUAUAAAAUCUGCAAAGAUGUAUAUGAAGAUACCCAUAGCCAUGAAAUAUAUGCGGAGCCAUUGAUCUAUGAUUCUGAGCAGCACUACGAUCAAUUCAGGCUAUAUUUUAACAAAUCUCAGGACUUAAAUUUUUUAAGAAAGCUGAGGUUGAUAAAGCUGUUCAAUACAAAUGCUGUAGUUUUUGAUAAUACCUCAGAUAAAAAUAAGAAUAUCACGAAGCUCUUAAAUUCUUCAUUUCCUAGCAAAGCAAAAGAAUUUUUAUUUGUAGGAUCAUGCAGAAAUAGCAUAAAGUUCUCUAAAUACUGAGAUCCAUUUUGCAGGAUUAGCUCAAGAAUUGUAAGGAAGGUGUUCUUCAGCAAAUUGGUCAUCAAUGAGCACCAAUUAAAGAAACUGAUGGUAUCUUCUAGACAUGUUCUGACUAUCAGACUGGUUUCUUGUAAGCUCUUGAUAAAUAAAGUCAUUGAUUUUUCAAAAGUGCUCAAAGGAACAAAAGUUCAAAAGAUAGACCUCACCUGUUGAGGAAAGGAGUCAGAAAGCGACUGGAAAACCAACCCUGAACAAUUCUCAACUCUAAUCCAGUCUCUGGCCACCUCAGAAGACCUAAAACUCACCCUCUCAACCCUCUGCCUGAUGUUCUGUGAAAUUUCUAUUUCAGAAGCCUACAGAAUCCUGAAACUCCACAAUUUCUCUAGCACUAAAAUUAUAUGCUAGCUUCAA
Moneuplotes crassus is the source of this 1284-nucleotide messenger RNA. NCBI's taxonomy places the organism in Eukaryota, Ciliophora, Spirotrichea, Euplotida, Euplotidae. The record is from the annotation of a GenBank genome assembly.